AAUAAGAAAAGAAAGCGUAUAAAAUAAUCUUAACCCUAGAUCUUCAAUUCAUUCACCACCAAACUCCCUUUCUUCUCAUUACUCAACAACCAUCACACACUUUCCUUUUUCAUUCCAUUUCCUUCCAAUUUUCAUUCUCAGAUCUCACAAUUCACACUCUCCUCUUCAAAAAACCCUAAUUUCCUCAUCAAAGUUUCCAUCUUUAUCACUUCAAUUUCAAAUCCCAUUCCUUCAAGUACAAUUUUGUAUAUUCUUUGAAUUUCUAGCUAAAGACUGAGUUUUCAUGGCAAUGCCAAUGGGAAAUGCAGUUACGCCGGAGAUUAAGCAUUUUCCGGCAGUGGUUACUGGCGGUGAGAUACAGUACAGACCACAACAACAACAACAACCACAACCACAACAAUGGUUUGUUGAUGAGAGAGAUGGGUUUAUGAAUUGGCUUCGUAGCGAAUUCGCAGCUGCGAAUGCGAUUAUUGAUUGUCUUGUUCAGCAUUUACGUGUUGUUGGUGAAGGUGGUGAGUAUGAUUUUGUUGUUGGUGCAAUUGAGCAGAGGAGAGUUAAUUGGAAUCAAGUGCUUCUUAUGCAGCAGUAUUUUUCGGUUUCUGAGGUGGGGUAUGCUUUACAGCAAGUGGCGUGGAGGAGGCAACAGAAGUUUGCGAAACCGGUUGUUAAGGAGUUUAGGAAGGUUAGACAAUGGCAGAGGUUUGAGGGUGGUGGUAAUGUUAAGGAAGGUAGUAAUUCUAGUGUUGAAUCUCGUCGUGGUGAAGUGAAUUAUGCAGUUAAAGGGUCUCAGGUAGUUGAUAAGAGUGAAGAAUAUAAAUCUGGUGGCAAAGUUGGAAGUAAGGAUGAUAAGAGUUCAGAAAGUGUUGAGGUGAAGAAAGAUACUAUAACAAAUCAUCAAUCUGAUGGCAUUUUGAAGACCUCUGUUAAUUCUCAAGGAUCUCUGUCCAGCGCAGAAUGUAAAGCUGUGGGUGUAAAUGCAGAAUCGGCAUCAAAGUCUGGAGAAAAUGGUUCACUUUCUAUGCAAAAUCAACAUAAGAACGAGAAUGGUUCUACCACAGGAAAAACUUUUAUUAGCAAUGAGAUGGUUGAUGGAAAGAUGGUUAAUGUGGUGGAAGGACUGAAGUUGUAUGAGAAUUUACUGGAUAGUACUGAAGUUUCAAAACUUGUUUCAUUGGCCAAUGAUUUGAGGGUUGCUGGAAGAAAAGGACAAUUGCAAGGUAGUCAGACAUAUGUGGCUUCUAAAAGGCCCAUGAGAGGGCAUGGAAGGGAGAUGAUUCAAUUGGGUGUUCCCGUUGCUGAUGCACCACCAGAUGUGGACAAUAUGACUGCAUCAUUCAAAGAUAAGAAUUUCGAAUCUAUUCCUUCCUUGUUUCAAGAUAUCGUUGAGCGCAUGGCUGCCUCAAAAGUGAUGACUGUGAAGCCUGAUGCGUGCAUUGUGGAUUUCUAUAACGAGGGUGAUCACUCAACGCCAAACAGUUGGCCGUCUUGGUUUGGAAGGCCUAUUUAUACGCUUUUCCUGACUGAAUGUGACAUGACUUUCGGUAGAACAAUUGUCUCAGAACACCAUGGGGAUUUUAGGGGCAAUGUCAAGCUUUCUCUUGUACCUGGGUCCCUUCUAGUGAUGCAAGGGAAGUCAGCUGAUUUUGCUAAACAUGCUAUUCCUUCUAUUCACAAACAACGCAUACUUGUUACUUUUACAAAGUCUUUACCAAAAAAGUCCCUGCCAAUUGAUGCUCAAGGUUUUGUAUCACCGGCAACAUCACAUUGGUCAUCGUCAGCCACACCGAGCAGAUCUCCGAAUCAUAUCAAUCAUCGUCCAUUAGCUCCUAAGCAUUAUUCCGCAGUUCCAGUAACUGGGGUACUGCCUGCUCCAUCCCUACAUGCUCCUCCUAAUAGCAUGCAGCCAUUAUUUGUGCCAGUGCCAGUUGCACCUCCCAUGCAAUUUGCUACACCUGUGCCGAUCCCUACUGGCUCCACAGCAUGGAACGCGGCUCCUCCAAGGCAUCCUCCUCCUCCUCGAGUUGUCGUUCCCGGCACAGGAGUCUUCCUCCCUCCAUCUGGCUCAGCUAAUUCAUCUCAGCACUUGCAAGGUACCUUAACUGAAGUGAACGUAGGCGUUGGUGGAACCCAAAACUCAUCGAUUAAGGAAAACGGGAAAACUAAUCAUAAAAAUACUAAUGGUUCACCAAACGGUAAAAAGGAUGGAAAUCUGCAAAGGCGAGAAUGCAAUGGAAAUACAGAUGGAACUGAAGUUGAACAAGCUAUAGUGGAAGAAGGGGAAAACAAUGGAGAAACUGUUGCAAGCCAAUGAGACACUAGAGAUAGAAGGAAGGUUUAUUAUCAAAGGAAAGAGACAGACUAAGAACUUAAUUUGAGUUUGAAUCAAAAUGUAAAAAGCGGCAAUAUCGGAGAUAACAUUAUACUGCAAAGGAGAGAACAAAGGAACGAUUCAGAACAUUUUGGUUCUCUUCAAAAUCCUUUCUUUGUUUGCUUCAUUCCUUCUUUUUGUUGUCUUAAUAUUUAUAACUUCUAUAGUAAGAUAAAACUCAUUCUUAAUUCAGAUUUAGAUGUUUCCACUGAA
Trifolium pratense (red clover) is the source of this 2581-nucleotide messenger RNA. RefSeq names its product RNA demethylase ALKBH10B. Gene Ontology annotation, biological process: mRNA catabolic process. Lineage: Eukaryota; Viridiplantae; Streptophyta; Magnoliopsida; Fabales; Fabaceae. Gene Ontology annotation, molecular function: demethylase activity; mRNA binding. The transcript is spliced from 8 exons. Bases 284 to 2311 code for a protein of 675 amino acids. The record is from RefSeq and is a predicted model, not a curated record.